Messenger RNA from Miscanthus lutarioriparius, 2688 nucleotides. The record is from the annotation of a GenBank genome assembly. Lineage: Eukaryota; Viridiplantae; Streptophyta; Magnoliopsida; Poales; Poaceae.
AUGGCGGGCAGCAGUAGCAUGGCACAGCGGCACUGCAGCAGGCGGCAGGUCGUCGACACCCCAAGUAAUAAGUUAUUACUGCUAGUUGUGGUGGCCUCCCUAUCCUUGGGGCAUUGUGCAGGAGCUGGUUUGUCCUUGCACUCCUUGCCUGACUGCCAACGCAAAUGCGGUGACAUAAGCAUCCCCUACCCUUUUGGCAUCAACGGUGCCUGCUCCCGGGAGGAUGCCUUUAGUGUCAUAUGCGAUGAGGAAUAUCAAGCGUUGUAUCUUGGGAAGAACAAGAGCCUUCGGGUGUUGGAAAUCAACGUGGCCCAGGGCGAAGUCCGCGUCGAGAAUCGCAUAUCAAGUAGCUGCCACAACCACACCGACAACCCCAACUUCUCAGAAGUGCAUCAGCCUAUCUUCAGAUUUGACAACCCUUAUUUCGUUGUUUCCAGCACCAAGAACAAACUCACAGCAAUUGGGUGUGCUACGGUUGCAAUCUUGUAUGGCCAGAACGAGAACCAGCUUAGUGGUUGCGCGUCGUUCUGCGACAAGCACGGCAUUGACAAUAGCGCACAGUGCACUGGCAUGGGCUGCUGCCAUGCUUCUAUCCCUGACAACCUCAAGUAUUUGGACACAUUAUUUGCAGCAGUAAACCAUAUAAACUACAGCCAUGUCUGGGAAUACAGCCCAUGCAGCUACGCUUUCAUCGCCGAGCAAAACAGGUUCAAUUUCAGUGCCUCCUAUGCCAAAGCAACAAACUUUAGAGAAAUGUAUUUAUUCAACCGCACUGGGGAUCCUAUGGUGCUGGAUUGGGCUAUUGGUACUGGAACAUGCAAUAAUUACAGCACGAUCAAUCAUACAUCAUAUGCCUGCGUCGACAGGAAUAGCGAAUGCAUUGACGCGCCCAAUGGUCUGGGGUAUCGCUGCGUUUGUUCCCAAGGCUACGAGGGCAAUCCCUACAUUGUCGAUGGAUGCAUAGAUAUCGACGAGUGUGCUUAUCCAGACGUGUAUUGCCAAGGUACAUGCAUUAACACUGUUGGAAGCUAUGAAUGUUCAUGCAGACCAGGAACUCAGAGCAAGGAUCCAAAGAGCACACCUUGCACCCCAAUUCCUGGGGCCAACCAGAAAACUGAAGUGAUGUUUGUGAUAGGUAUUUCCAUAUGUUCCAUUUGUAUCAUCAUUUGUAUCUCCAUUGUAAUCAUGAAGGAGUGUAAAAAAAGGCAGGUGGUGAAAGAGAAGGAGAGACACUUCAAAGAGAAUGGUGGUCCAAUAUUGUUUCAGCAAAUCCACUCUCGACAAAUUGACACAGUGAUAUUAUUCACAGUGGAAGAUUUGGAUAAGGCGACAAAAAAUUUUGACAAGAGCACAGAACUUGGCACAGGGGGCCAUGGCACUGUUUAUAAGGGCAAUCUAACUGACGAAAAAGUAGUGGCUGUGAAACGCUCAAAGAUUAUCAAUAUGGCCCAAGCCGAAGAAUUCAUUCAAGAGAUUAUCAUACUCUCACAAAUCAAUCACAGGAAUGUGGUAAGGCUUCUAGGUUGCUGCUUAGAGGUUGAAGUGCCCAUGCUGGUGUAUGAAUUUGUCCCAAAUGGCACUCUGUUUCAUUUACUCCAUAGUAGCUACAACAACCGACCACCUGUGCCACUCGAAGUUCGCCUCAGAAUCGCCCAAGAGUCUGCUGAUGCACUUGUUUAUCUCCAUCUCUCCACCGACCAUCCCAUAGUCCAUGGUGAUGUCAAGUCUCUAAACAUUCUCCUAGAUGAGAACUACACAGCAAAAGUGACCGACUUCGGAGCGUCAAGGAUGCUUCCCAAGGAUGCAGAUCAGCACAUGACAAUUGUACAAGGAACUCCUGGUUACCUAGAUCCAGAGUACCACAAGGAGCGGCACCUGACAGAGAAGAGCAAUGUUUAUAGCUUCGGGGUUGUGCUUCUAGAGCUGAUCACAGGGAAGAUGGCUAUAUACUCUGACGGUCAUAAGGAAAGAAUAAGCCUUGCAUCAUCCUUCAUGCUGGCAAUGAAGGAGAAUAGAGUAGGAGACUUGUUGGACACUAGUAUAAUGGGUGUGGGAACAGAGGAACUUCUCCAAGAAGUUGCUGAGCUUGGGAUAUGGUGCUUGAGCGACAAGGGGGAGGAGAGGCCUUCCAUGAUCCAAGUAGCCAACAAGCUGAAAGCUAUUCGGAGCAGUUGGAGGAAGCUAUUAUUGUUGUUGAAGCAUAACGAAACUGAACUCCUUAUCAAGAGGCAUAGCAGGCCGCCGGCGCGGGUGCACCCGCUGACGAAGAACCAUGCGUUGGAGCCGCCUCCACGCCGGCUCGAUGUGCUAGUGCUAAAGAAGCUUGGCAACCCCAAGGUUCAAGCUGUAGCAAUUCUUAAGGCUGGUGGAAUGUUAGUUGAUGAACUGAAGUCUACCCGGGCAAAGCUCCUGCAUGCCCAGCUUGCUCUUGAUAUUCUUCGUGGCAAUCACUUGAAUGACCAUAGUAAGGAUUUUGUUUUGCGAUCUGCACUACGCACUCUUCAUGAGCUAUCAAGUGCAUAUCCCAAGUCAUUGGUUGUUGGUCUGCAUUGUUCGAAGUUACUGGUUGUGCUUGGGCACCUCGAUACCGCUGAGAAGGAAUGUUGUAGGGCAUUCCACAUUGAUAAACCUGAUGACCCAAGGGACCACGACACCCCCCUUGGGAUCCACCAAGGGUUGGAAGUAUGA